Thlaspi arvense is the source of this 1812-nucleotide messenger RNA. Lineage: Eukaryota; Viridiplantae; Streptophyta; Magnoliopsida; Brassicales; Brassicaceae. The record is from the annotation of a GenBank genome assembly.
AUGGCAGAUCAGAGCGUUCCCCACCCGAGUGGACUCAAAAAAGUGGGAUUUUGUCUUGAGAAGUUGGCUACAACUCACAGCUAUGAGCCAGAUUCCUUUAAACUCCACAGGCUUCCCUCUCCAAGGCCUGGAGAGCUCCUAGGGUUGAUUGGAACUCACAAAACCGGCAAAUCAACUGCUCUCAAAAUUUUGGGUGGGCGACUCAAACCCAAUCUUGGCCGCUUCGAUGAUCCUCCGGACUGGCCAGAGAUUCUGACUCACGUAAAGGAUUGUUAUUUCAAAAGCUACUUCGCCGAUGUUCUGGCUAAGAAACCAAGGAUCGUUUUCCAGCAUCAAGAUUUCACUGACCUAAGAAACGAUAGGUUUUUCGUCGGGGAGACGCUUAAAAUGUAUGACCAGAGAGGUAAGUUGGAGGAGGUAUGCGAUGCUCUAGAUUUGAACAGUCACCUGAAACGGAACCUCCGCAGCCUAACUCCUGGAUUGCUGCAAGUUGUUACCAUCGCUGCCAAGGCCUUGCAGAAAGGAGAUGUAUACAUAUUCGACGAACCAUCACACUUUCUCGACGUGGCUCAGAGACUCAACGUUGCCCGAGUCAUACGUUCUCUCCUAACCCCCGACAACUACGUGAUUGUUGCGGACCACGACCUUACUCUCGUCGACUAUGUCUCGGAUGCCAUUUUCUGUGUGUAUGGGAAACCAGAAGCAUACGGCGUCGUUACUAAGCCCUAUAAUACCAGAUCAGGAAUCGAGGCUUACUUGGAUGGGUUUGACCUCUUGGAAACUCAGUACAUGAGGGCUGCGUCUCCCAGUGACUUUGUGGCUCGUAAGACUGCCCCAAAGGAGUUCCACAACGAGGGCUGUCCAAGGCUCCAAUAUCCAGAUAUGACUUCAACUUUUAAGCGCUUGAAGCUGCAAGUGACAGGAGCGGAAUUCAAAUACUGGCAGAUUUGUGUAGUUCUGGGAGAGAGCGGUACAGGGAAGACCACCUUCAUCCGAAUGCUGACUUCUCUGUAUGCCGGUUUGCAUCCACCUGACGAGGUGAAAGGUGUAGAACCGUGGUCGCCUCCGUAUACGGUGUCAUACAAACCGCAACUAACAAUCUUGAAGAGCGGUUGUACAGUCAGACAAUUGCUAAAAAGACUUCGCGUCGACGAUGAUGUGCGUCCUGGGUUUAAGACAGAGGUGCUAACACCGCUUCAGAUUGACCAGAUGAUGGAUCGGGAUCUGGACACACUCUCGCCUGGAGAGACGCCCAAGCUUGACAUUGCUUGCUGCCUUGCCAAGACCGCGUGUCUCUACCUGAUCGAUGAGCCAAGCGAGUACCUGGACGCUGAAGAGCGAAUCGUCACAUCAAUGGCCAUAAGGCAGCAUGUUCUAAACAUGGGGAAAUCCGCGGUUGUUGUGGAGCGCGACUUUAUGAUGGCAGCCUAUUUGGCAGACCAAGUGAUUUUGGUCGAGCCACCAGCAAUAACCGGGUCUGCUACUUCUACCUCAAGGCGGCCAUCAACAAUAACCGAGUCUGUUACUUCUACUUCAAGGCGGCCAUCAACAAUAACCGAGUCUGUUACUUGUAAUUCAAGGCGGCCAUCAACAGUACCCAAGUCUGUUCCAACAGCACCCGACUUUGUUACUUCUUCUCCACACACACGUUUCAAUGGGAUGCGCAUAUUCGCGGAGCAACAGAAUAUCACAUUCCGAAAGGAUCGGCUCAGCUUCAGGUUCUUACCAAAGGUCAACAAAUUAGGAUCGACCGAGGACGAGGAACAAAAGCGUGCAGGCAACUACUUGGACCCGAAAUUGAACUGGGCUUGA